Molecule: messenger RNA, 4179 nt
Organism: Fopius arisanus
Lineage: Eukaryota; Metazoa; Arthropoda; Insecta; Hymenoptera; Braconidae
Product: transcription elongation regulator 1
Exons: 12
Coding region: 420-4010 (1196 amino acids)
Cellular component (GO): nucleus
Molecular function (GO): RNA polymerase binding; transcription coregulator activity
Source: RefSeq, a predicted model, not a curated record
GUUGAACCCUAAACUUCAUUCAGUCCGGCAUUUUGUUCGCGUCCGCCUCAAACAAAUAAGAGCAAAGGGGUGGAAAUAAAAAGAAUCAACAAAAUGUGGUGAGCACUGUGAAGUCUCCGUAAUUUGGAUCUGAGGAGAAAACAGAAGACAGUCUGAUGCUCUGGGAGUUGAAGAAACAAUUGAAUAAGUAGAUAGAAGUGUUUCGAUAAAAGAAAGUCAGAGUCGGCCAAGGGACACAUGAGAGGCAUUUUUAUCAAGACGUGUAUUCCCCUGGUGAUCAUAUAAUUUUCCAUCGCCGUGGCGACGUGUUUUAAUUGAUUGGCAUUGUUUCUAUGAGUAUCGGGGACUAUUGAGAGGACUCUGUGAUUGCGGUAUUAAUGGCUGAGUGUGCAUCGAUGGUUUCGAGUCAUACAAGUUGAAUGAUUGAUUUUCAAGCUGAUAAUAUGGAAACUACCAACGAUCAGCCGAAUAUGCCGCCCCAGGAGGCGCCAGUUAACUCUGAUCAGGAGCAGCAGGAGGAGCCCAUGGAGGAGGCUGAAGAGUACGCGUAUGAGAAUGAAGAGUACAGACCAUUCGUGCCGAGGGGUCGGGGUGGCUUCAGUCCUCAUGACAGAGGUUUCGAGUAUGGCAUGCGUGGAGGUGGUCCCCCAAGAUUCCGAGGUCGAGGAUUUGGUCCACGUGGACCGAUGUACAGAGGGUCCAACAACGGCUACCCAUACGAGGGCCCACCGAGGCCGAACUGUCCACCACCUUCUGGUCCAAGAUUCAGGGGGCCUCCACCUUUCGAUCCAAGCUGGGGUCCCAUGGGGCCUCCCAACAUGAUGGGCCCACCGAAUCUGAUGGGGCCACCGGGAAUGCCUCCACCGCAUAUGAUGAACGGACCCAUGGGCCAGGGCAGCCAUUACGGCCCUCCUGGAAUGGGGCCACCCAACAUGAACAGCAUUCCAGCUCAGCAAAAUCCACCCCAACAGAACCAACAACCGAGUAACAUUCCAGGUCUGGAUUUAAAUGGAGAGGUAUGGGUGGAAACCAAGACACCUGAUGGCAAGUCUUAUUUUUACAAUAUUCGAUCUAGAGAAACAACGUGGACCAAGCCGGAGGGGCCAAACGUCAAAGUAAUGGUUCAAGAUCAGUUGGAGCAGUUGGUGCACGGUGCAAAGCAGCCGAGUCGUGAGACAACAGCGCCAGGGGCAUCCCAGCCACAGCCACAACCACAGCAAGCCUCGAUACCUGAGAGCAGACCUCAGGUCUCGGAAGCAUCACCAGCAGACCCCUCAACAACUAGCACGGCUCCCCCAGGGACAGGUCCGCCUCCAUUGCUGAAUGAAGCCCCCGAGGCUAGUCAGCCUCAACCAGCUCCAGAGGCUGUUCCCAACGGCGCAGUCCCAACAGUCUCUCCAGCACCAGUUACCACUACGCCUGCGGCCCCCACAAACAUGCUGCAGCCUCCCCCAAACAUGGUGCCCAUGCAGCAUCGCAUGCCAAACCAAUACGGUGCCCCCAUGACAGCUCCCUUCGGUGCAACCCCUUUCGGCAUGCCUCCACCAGGUUUCCAGCCAUUUGGAGGAUAUGGACCCCCACAGCCAGCCUGGGGUAUGCCCCAGAUGCCCCACGGUGUAAUUACACCACAAACUCCAGCUGAGGAUCCUGCAAUCCUCGCUCAGAUCGACUCUGAACUAGUCUCAGCAGCGAUCGUCUGGACAGAGCAUCGAGCACCUGAUGGCAGGUCUUACUACUACAACAGUAAAGCUGGGGAGUCUGUCUGGGAGAAACCCCAGGCACUCAAGGACUUCGAGUCUGCUAAGAAUGCCCUCAGCAAGACGGAAGAGCCUCCAGUGUCGAAUGUAGCUCCUGGGGGUACUCUGGAGAGUGGCAAGGGUGACAAACAGCCAGAGGGCAUCAAUGAUACCAAAGAGAGUUUCAAGGAGGGCGAGGCCAAGGCCAAGAAGGAGGAGACACCCAAGGAGGCCAAACCCUUGGACAAAUCCAGACCCAUAUCGAGCACUCCAGUACCAGGAACACCCUGGUGUGUUGUUUGGACUGGUGAUGGUAGGGUCUUCUUUUACAAUCCCUCGUCCAGAAUAUCUGUGUGGGAGAGGCCUGAUGAUCUACUGGGAAGGCCCGAUGUCGACAAAAUGGUGGCUACUGUUCCUGAAGCUCUUGGGGGCCAGAAGAAUACCAGGCUGGAGGAAAGCAGUGACACCAGUGAUGAGGACCCACCGGUUGCUAAAAAGGCCCGGCAGGAUGAAGCCAAAGAGGCACCAGGAAAGGAAGUACAAGAGGAGGAGGAGGGGGAUGAGGAUGAAAAAACCGAGAAGAAAACCAUCGAUAUUGGGAAGGAGGCUGCCAUCGAGGCUGAGGUUCGAGCUGCCAGAGAACGUGCUAUCGUCCCUCUGGAGACGAGAAUUAAAUCCUUCAGGGAUAUGCUUGCCGAGAAGGACGUCUCGGCAUUCAGUACGUGGGAGAAAGAGCUCCACAAGAUAGUGUUUGAUCCCAGAUAUCUCCUGCUGACUUCAAAAGAGCGCAAGCAAGUCUUCGAGAAAUAUGUGAAGGAACGGGCUGAGGAGGAAAGAAGGGAGAAGAGGAAUAAAAUGAAGGAGAGAAAGGAUCAGUUCCAAAAACUCCUGGAGGAAGCGAAUCUCCACGGAAAAUCAUCUUUCAGUGACUUUGCCCAGAAGCACGGACGUGACGAGCGUUUCAAGAACGUUGAAAAAAUGCGGGAGCGCGAAUCACUCUUCAACGAGUACAUCUUAGAAGUGAGAAAGCGGGAGAAAGAGGAGAAAACAGCAAAAAGGGAGCAGGUGAAAAAGGAUUUCUUUGGGAUGCUGAGAGAGCACAAGGACAUCGACAGACAUUCCCACUGGAGUGACUGCAAGAAGCGGCUAGAGGGUGACUGGAGAUACCGCGUCGUCGAGUCAGCGACAACUCGGGAGGAUUGGUUUCGGGAUUAUGUGCGUGUGUUGAAGGACGAGAGGAAGAAGGAGAAGGAGAGGGACAAGGAGAAGGAUCAUCGUCAUAGGGACAAGGACCACCACAAGUCUGAUAAGAAGGAUAAGGAGAGGAAAGAGGAGAAGAAGGAGCGCAAGGAGAAAGAUAAGGAGAAGGAGAAGAAACGCAGGAGCAAUAAUUCCACUGAGGAAAAUGGAAAGGAGAACAAGAGAGAGGGUGAGAAAGAGAGUGGAGAAAUUGAGGAUGUUGACGACAAACUGACGAAGAAAGACAGUGAUAAUUACGAAAAUGAUGAGCACUCUGAUUCGGAGGAGGACCGUGAAAAGGCUAAACGCGAACGAGAGCGAAGGGCUGAGGCUAGUCUUCGGGAGAGGGAACGCGAGGUACAACGAACUCUUGCCACACAUUUGCGGGAUAGGGACAAGGAGAGACAGCAUCACAGGCAUACAGAGGCUGUGCAACACUUCAGUGCUUUACUCGCUGAUCUGGUGAGAAAUGGAGACUUAGCCUGGCGCGAGGCAAAACGACAGCUGCGCAAAGAUCACCGUUGGGAAUUAGCGGAGAGUCUGGACCGAGAGGAAAAAGAACGGCUCUUCAACGAGCACAUCGAGCAACUGGGGAGAAAAAAACGUGACAAAUUUCGGGAGCUGCUGGACGAGGUCGGCGCAUCGACUGAACUCACAUCCUCCUGGAAGGACAUAAAAAAAUUGCUGAAAGACGAUCCCAGAUACACAAAGUUUUCCUCAAGCGACAGAAAGUGUGAGAAAGAAUUCAAGGAGUACAUAAAAGACAAACUAGUUGCGGCGAAAGCUGACUUUCGUGAACUCCUCCAGGAAACCAAACUUAUAACUGACAAGACGUACAAAAAGGUCCAGGAGAACAGUGCAUCGUUGGUGGAAAUCGAGGACAUAUUGAGGAAGGACAGGAGAUUUUUGGUACUGGAGGCAGCAGCACAUGAGCGGACACGAUUGCUCAUGGGUUACCUCGAGGAAUUGGCACGCAGGGGACCACCUCCACCACCCACUGCCUCCGAGCCAUCUCGCAGACCCACAACAAAUUAAUUGGGCGUUCCGGCGUGCAAUACGUUAUGUACAACCCCAGACUCCACUAUUGGGAAAGCAAAUGUGGAUCUAAUUGAAGGCUGUUGUGCUUCCACUGAUGUUCAGCAGCUCCAUUGUCAUGUGUAAUUCUAGGGUUCAAUAAAAAAUAAUAAUAAAAUCAUAGAAAGAA